CGACUUGCACCCAUCAAGGCGCCGAGAUUGGGCGAAUAGCAAGCAAAUACGUCCGCGUUUCUCUGCCUGCUCCCCCCACCGACCUCCUCCCCUCAAUCCCCGGCGCUGACGGGAGACAAGGCCGAGGUUGUUUUAGAACAGGCCCAGACGACCAGGUUUGACCUGUCUAGUCCACCUCCGCACCCUCAAACACCUCGCCAACAACAACCCAGUAACCGGCUCCCCGCGGAUCCAGCAACAGACAAGUUCGAGGGGAACAAAGACAACAGGCAUCAUCAUCAUCAUCUCCUCUUCACAACAGUUGCCAACAUGAACCACCACCACACUCAACAACAGCAGAAAGCCGGCGAGCAACAACUUAGCGAGCCCGAGGAUAUGGAGAUGGAAGCUGGGGACACAGACGAUCCCCCGAGAAUCCCAGCCAACCCGGUGAUUAACGGGAACGUUGCCAUGGCAGACGGACACAACACAGAGGAGGACAUGGAGGAUGAUACCAGCUGGCGUUCGGAGGCGACAUGUCGUUUUGUGGUGGAGAGGUUCAGCCGGCUGAGUGAGUCUGUUCUCAGCCCGUCCUGCUUCGUCAGGAACCUGCCCUGGAAGAUCAUGGUGAUGCCUCGCUUCUACCCAGACCGGCCGCACCAGAAGAGUGUUGGCUUCUUCCUGCAGUGCAACGCAGACUCCGACUCCACGUCCUGGUCGUGCCAUGCUCAGGCCAUGCUGAAGAUCAUCAACUAUAAGGACGAUGAGAAGUCGUUCAGCCGCAGAAUCAGCCACCUCUUCUUCCACAAGGAGAACGACUGGGGCUUCUCUAACUUCAUGUCCUGGAGCGAUGUGACUGAUCCAGAGAGAGGCUUUGUGGAGGAUGAUCAAGUCUCCUUUGAAGUCUACGUGCAGGCAGACGCUCCUCACGGAGUGGCGUGGGACUCCAAGAAACACACCGGCUACGUGGGUCUGAAGAACCAGGGAGCGACAUGUUAUAUGAACAGCCUCCUACAGACCCUGUUCUUCACCAACCAGCUGCGGAGGGCGGUGUACAUGAUGCCUACAGAGGGAGACGACUCGUCUAAGAGUGUUCCGCUGGCUCUACAGAGGGUUUUCUAUGAGCUGCAACACAGCGACAAGCCCGUCGGCACCAAGAAGCUCACCAAGUCCUUUGGGUGGGAGACAUUAGACAGCUUUAUGCAACACGACGUUCAGGAGCUCUGCAGAGUGCUCCUGGACAACGUUGAGAACAAAAUGAAAGGCACCUGCGUGGAGGGAACCAUCCCCAAACUGUUCAGAGGAAAGAUGGUGUCCUAUAUCCAGUGUAAGCACGUUGACUACCGGUCAGAGCGGAUAGAGGAUUACUACGACAUCCAGCUCAGUAUCAAAGGAAAGAAAAACAUCUUUGAGUCCUUUAAGGACUAUGUCGCCGUGGAGCAGCUUGACGGAGACAACAAAUACGACGCAGGAGAACACGGUCUACAGGAAGCGGAGAAGGGUGUGAAGUUCCUGACUUUCCCUCCCAUACUGCACCUGCAGCUGAUGAGGUUCAUGUACGACCCUCAGACCGACCAAAACAUCAAGAUCAACGACAGGUUUGAGUUUCCGGAGCAGCUUCCCCUGGAUGAGUUUCUCCAGAAGACUGACUCUAAGGACCCGGCCAACUACAUCCUGCAUGCCGUGCUGGUCCACAGUGGAGACAACCACGGAGGACACUAUGUCGUCUACCUCAACCCCAAAGGAGACGGAAAAGUCAGCGUCAAGGAGCCCAUCUGGUGUAAGUUUGAUGAUGACGUGGUGUCACGGUGCACCAAGGAGGAAGCCAUUGAACACAUUGGUGGCCAUGACGACGACCUGUCAGUACGUCACUGCACCAAUGCUUACAUGCUGGUGUACAUCCGCGAGUCCAAACUCAGUGAGGUGCUGCUAGCUGUAAACGACGUGGACAUCCCCCAGCAGCUGGUGGAGAGGCUUCAGGAGGAGAAGAGGGUUGAGGCUCAGAAGAGGAAGGAGCGGCAGGAGGCCCAUCUCUACAUGCAGGUCCAGAUUGUGACAGAGGACCAGUUCUGUGGUCACCAGGGUAAUGACAUGUAUGAUGAGGAGAAGGUGAAGUACACUGUGUUCAAGGUCCUGAAGAGCUCCACGCUGCAGGAGUUUGUCCAGAAUCUCUCCCAGACCAUGGGAUUCCCACAGGACCAGAUGAGGCUGUGGCCCAUGCAGGCCCGGAGCAACGGCACCAAGAGACCUGCCAUGCUGGACUACGAGGCAGACUGCAGCAAGUCUAUGAUAGACUUGAGCGACAACGAGAAUCCCUGGACUAUAUUUUUGGAGACGGUGGAUCCUGAGAUGGCUGCCAGCGGAGCAACGUUACCCAAGUUCGACAAAGACCACGACGUCAUGCUGUUCUUGAAGAUGUAUGAUCCAAAAAGCAGAAGCUUAAAUUAUUGUGGACAUAUCUACACAGCUAUAUCCUGUAAAAUACUACUGGAGAGUCUCUUUAACUUGUCUUGUCAGGUGGCGAAGACGGUGGCUCAGAGGUUGAACACAGAUCCCAUGCUCCUCCAGUUCUUCAAGUCCCAGGGGGAGACGGACCUGGGAAUCCUCUCAGACACAACUAUGAAGGAACUGGAGUUUGCUGCAGUUCUUCAAACCACGUCAACCCAAGAAACUGUGGUGGGGACAGCAGAGCAGCGAGUCACUUCCUAUCAGUCCCCAUUCAGAUGUUUAAGACCUGUACCUAUGGGUGUUUGUGUUUCGUGUGUGUGUGUACUGACUGUUAAUGUUGUCUCCUCUCAGUUGAAGAUGAAGAUCACAGACUUUGAGAACAGGAGGAGCUUUAAGUCCAUAUGGCUCAACAGCCAAUACAGAGAAGAGAAUAGUAGUAGUCACCUGAUCUACCCAGAUAAACACGGCUGUGUCAGGGACCUGUUAUUGGAGGAAUGUAAAAAAGCGGUGGAGCUCUCCGACAAAGGCUCUCUCCCCCUCACACUGUUGGAGAUAGUAAGCUAUAAGAUCAUCGGGGUUCACCAGGAGGACGAGCUGUUAGAAUGUUUAUCUCCCGCCGCCAGCCGUACCUUCAGAAUAGAGGAACUUCCUCUGGACCAGGUAGACCUGGAUAAGGACACUGAGAUGUUGAUUCCCGUCGCACAUUUCCACAAGGAGGUCUUUGGAACUUUUGGAAUCCCUUUCCUGUUGAAGAUCAGACAGGGUGAGCCGUUCAGAGAUGUGAUGAGGAGGAUUCAGAGCAUGCUGGAAAUACAGGAGAAAGAGUUUGAGAAGUUCCAUUUUGCCAUAGUGAUGAUGGGCCGGCAUCAGCACAUCACUGAGGAUGAGUACGAGGUCAACCUGAAAGACUUCCAGGCCAGGUACAGUAACAUGUCCCAUCCUCGACCCUGGUUAGGCCUGGACCACUUCAACAAAGCCCCGAAGAGAGGUCGCUAUACCUACCUGGAGAAAGCUAUCAAGAUCCACAACUGAGCAACCCUCCUCUUCCUCCUCUUCCUCCUCUCCUCUUCCUCCUCUCUCCUCUUCCUCCUCUCUCCUCUUCCUCCUCUCUCCUCUUCCUCCUCUCUUCUUCCUCCUCUCUCUUCCUCCUCUCCCCUCUCUCUCCUCUUCCUCCUCUCUCUCUUCUUCCUCCUUAACCCACCAUAACCACAGACUGUAACCAACCAAUUGUCUGUGCCCCACCUCUAACACCUUCCACAGACACGGAUCCAUCCAUCCAUCCAUUAGCAGGCUGCUGAUGAUGAUGAUGAUGAUGAAUACUAUACCACCCCUUCCACCCAAACCCCUCUCUCCCUUCCUCCCCCCACCACCGCCCUUCUACUGUUUUUGAGGCUGUUAGGUUUUUGGCUUCUCUAACUCCGACUGCCUAUUUUUGUCUGGAUGAAAUAAAUGAAAUUGGAGAAAAGGACAGGAAGAUGGAACUUGACUUUUUCCUGGUUUAUUUUGUUUUUUGUUUUUAAUAAUAAGAGUUGUUUCAAAACGUAAAGAGCGUUGCUGCGUAUAGUGGGGGGGAAAGAAAAGAGAUAGACGACAUCGUUAGCAGAAACCAAGAAGGAUGAUUUGGUCUUUUUAAAGAAGAGACUCAGUUGCAGAAGUGUUGAAGCUUGAGACUAGUAUUCCUGAUGUGAUCCUCUUCAUACCCCCCCCCCUUCUCCUUUAGUCAACUAGUCAAAGUGUUUCCAUCUUUAAAAAAGAAAAAAAAAAAAAGAAAUCAGUUUUUGUCUUUUUUUCUGCAAUAUCUUCUUGUAUAAUAAAUUUAAAAUCCACAGCAUCUGUUUAAAAUAAAUGUAAAAAGAGAAGAAGUGGUCUGUACUUUCAUCUUGCACGUUGCCACUCCAUAUCAAAGCCGUUUCUCAGGACUGGUAAAUGGCAACUUUGGUCUUUUGAUUUUAACGUUGCCCUUCCUCUCCUCUUUUCCUGCCCUGUUAUGUUCUCUCCAUCCCUGAGGGUUUGUGAUGGGCUGUACCACCUCUGGGGUUUGUGUAGGGGGAGUUUGACUGAGGGUUUGUGAUGGGCUGUACCACCUCUGGUGUUGGUGAUGGGGGAGUUUGACUGAGGGUUUGUGAUGGGCUGUACCACCUCUGGUGUUGGUGAUGGGGGAGUUUGACUGAGGGUUUGUGAUGGGCUGUACCACCUCUGGUGUUGGUGAUGGGGGAGUUUGACUGAGGGUUUGUGAUGGGCUGUACCACCUCUGGUGUUGGUGAAGGGGGAGUUUGACUGAGGGUUUGUGAUGGGCUGUACCACCUCUGGUGUUGGUGAUGGGGGAGUUUGACUGAGGGUUUGUGAUGGGCUGUACCACCUCUGGUGUUGGUGAUGGGGGAGUUUGACUGAGGGUUUGUGCUGGGGGAGUUUGACUGAGGGUUUGUGAUGGGCUGUACCACCUCUGGGGUUUGGGGAGUUUGACUGAGUAGCGCUGCUUUCGUAGGAAGCUUCGGCCAUUAGUGAGCCCUCUGGUUUCACCAUAUAUACACAGAACCAGUGUUACUAUAAUUAUUACUAGAACAACAAACACAUUGACCUUUUUUCUUAAGCACAGAUGGAAUGCCCCCCCCCCUAAAAGCCCAUCAUAGUUGGCUUUGUGAAGAGAUUUGAAAUUGUGUGUAUAUAUUUAAAAAAACACAACAAAAAAAAACAUGUGAAAUGAGAAACAGAACGAUGUUAUUGGUUGGCUACAAACUGAGAAGAUUCAGGUGUUCAUAUUUCUUGUGUAGUUUUUGGUUUUUGGUUUUUGGGGGUUCCUUGAUUCUUUAGAUUCUUGUUUUGGUUCUGUUUUCUCCUGUUUUUGUUUUAACUAACGGCACCCGUUGGUUCUGAUAGUGAUGUUAAGGGUUAAGAUAACGAGCUGCGCUACUGACCGGUGGGAUUCGGGUUCAGAAAUGGUCACUUUUCCCCCCCCAAAAAAACUCCCAGGUUUUCCACACAUCCCAGUUGGAGGAUUCCAGACUACCUGCGUAUCCUCCUCUGAUUCAGAGGAAUCAUCCAACAGGGAUUUCUGGGAAAACCCAGGGAAUUCUGGGGGAAAAAAGUUACUGGAGUUUUGUCACCCUAGAUGAUGAGAUCAGGGCCCGUUAUCCACAAAAAGUAUUUGAUUUACGAGUGCUGAUCUAGGAUCUGUCCGUACAAGCUUAUUCUUUUACGAUCUAAAAAGGCCAAACUGCUGCUCGACCAGCUCUACUAUCCUGAGACUCUUGGUGGAUACGGGCCCUGAUCAACGCCCUUGUUCCUCCUUGAUUGGGUGUGUUUCCAGUUGAAGCUCGUCCCUGUAGCAGCAGUGUACCACAACUACUCCUGUAUAUUGCCUUUUUUUUGUUUUUUUUUUGCUGGAAAAUGUAUGUUGAAUAAAAUUUUCUAUAAAAACA
Oncorhynchus keta (chum salmon) is the source of this 5846-nucleotide messenger RNA. Its product is annotated as ubiquitin carboxyl-terminal hydrolase 7-like. Gene Ontology annotation, molecular function: protein binding; cysteine-type deubiquitinase activity; cysteine-type endopeptidase activity. The record is from RefSeq and is a predicted model, not a curated record. Lineage: Eukaryota; Metazoa; Chordata; Actinopteri; Salmoniformes; Salmonidae. Gene Ontology annotation, cellular component: nucleus; cytosol. Gene Ontology annotation, biological process: regulation of protein stability; protein deubiquitination.